This is a messenger RNA of Aricia agestis (brown argus), 2363 nucleotides long. RefSeq names its product probable sodium/potassium/calcium exchanger CG1090. The record is from RefSeq and is a predicted model, not a curated record. Gene Ontology annotation, cellular component: membrane. Bases 217 to 2193 code for a protein of 658 amino acids. Gene Ontology annotation, biological process: intracellular calcium ion homeostasis; calcium ion transmembrane transport. The transcript is spliced from 16 exons. Gene Ontology annotation, molecular function: calcium, potassium:sodium antiporter activity; calcium channel activity. Lineage: Eukaryota; Metazoa; Arthropoda; Insecta; Lepidoptera; Lycaenidae.
CACUGUGUUCAGACGUGUUCCUCCGCUCCCCGCACCCCGUGAUAGUCAAUUCCAUAUUAUCCAUCCAUUAAAAUAUAGCAUUCUACCCGGCGAGUCCGUCAAAAUGUGCCCAUGAAUGAGUCAGCGGCGCUCAACCUUUGGCGCGUGUUACGUAACAAAAUCGAUAUCCCGGGCGUAUAAAUAGCGAGUUUGAGAACAGCUGGCUGUGGGCCAGCCAUGAUGCAACCUUCGAGAAUGCGUCGCCCCCGGCGGCACCGUUGGCUGACGGUAUCCGUCUUCUUCAUCGCGUACACCGUCUUCCACGCGGUGCUGGGCAAGGCUUCCGAACCUGCUGAUCCUAUAGUUGAGGUGACAGCGGGACCGGCGGUCAAGAGCACGGGGGCUGAUGUUAAAGAAGCAGAAUUACCUGAAGAAGAAAAAGAAGUAGCGAACGGCGGAGAGAGAAAGAAAGCGCUAAAAGGUUUCGAUGAAGAAGAAGAUGAAGGGGAAAAGAAGAAACAGAAGGACGCUGGCUAUGAAGACAGUAAAGAAACGGUGGAAAUACGUAAUGAAGAAGAAAGGGAAGAAGAGGAAGAAGACGCCAUACCCACUGUCCACCCGCUGAGGAACUGCACACCACCAGCUAUUGAACAGUUCCCUCGCCCCCUGAUGGGUCAGACUGCUCGGAAGCACGGUGGGCUGAUCAUCCACGUGUUAGUUGCUGUAUUCACCUUCAUCGGCCUCGCCAUCGUCUGUGAUGAGUACUUCGUCUCCAGCCUCGACAGGAUCUGCGAAGAACUUCAGCUGGCUCCAGACGUAGCUGGUGCAACUUUCAUGGCCGCCGGCAGUUCCGCACCGGAGUUGGCUACCGUUGUUAUUGGAGUGUUCUGUGCUCAGGAUGAUAUUGGUGUAUCCGGCGUCAUUGGCUCAGCCGUCUUCAACAUCAUGUUCGUGAUCUCCGUCUGCGCGCUCUGCGCCGGCACCGUUUCGCAUCUCAACUGGUGGCCUCUCUGCCGCGACUGCUUCUUCUACGCCAUAUCCAUUCUGGUCAUGCUGUGUACCAUCGCCAAUGGCUAUGUGUCCUGGCCGGAAGCCCUGUUCAUGCUUAUCAUGUACGGGGUAUACUGCGUGGCUCUGCGGUUCAACGUGGCGUUGGAGCGCUGGGCUCUGACGCUGCCGCUGCCUUUCAAGUUGCCUACGCGAGAGGAGCAGGCCGCAUUGGUCACUUACAAGGGCGGAGUGCCCGCGCCGGUGGUGCCCAACCCGCCCACCGCCGAGACCGAGUACUCCCAGAUGGACGGCAGCACCGACCAGCCGCAGCAGACACCCUACAAUCCGACUGGCGCGUACGACAACGUGGGCUACAACGCGGAUCCGCUCAACGCGUGGGACCCCAACACCACGUGGGACCCCACUCGCGCCUGGGACGACACCUCCAUGCAACAGCCGCCCCCGCAGCCCCCGCAACAACAACAGCAGCCGGAACAGCAGAUCUCCCCGCAACAGCAGGCACAGGCGCCACCGCAGCAGGCCCCAGCCGCGCCGGCGUACUACAAGGCCAGGGAGUACAACCCCGAGACCGCCGUCAACCCCCUCGUCAAACCCGUCAACGCCAACCACCUGCAACUCGCGUGCUGGUACGUGGCGUACCCGGUCCACUGGACGUGCCUCCACACGAUGCCCGACUGCCGCGGCCGCUGGUACCCCGUCACAUUCGUUAUCUCCAUGCUCUGGAUCUCUUUCUACUCCUACUUCAUGGUGUGGAUGAUCACUAUUAUUGGCUACACCCUGGGCAUCCCGGAUACGGUGAUGGGUCUGACUUUCGUGGCGGCCGGCGUCUCCGUUCCCGACGCGCUCUCCUCUCUCGCUGUCAUUAAAGAAGGAUACGGUGACAUGGCGGUGUCGAACGCCGUGGGUUCCAACGUGUUCGAUAUCCUGGUGUGUCUCGGGCUGCCGUGGUUCAUACAGACCGCCAUCAUUCACCCUGGUAGCCACGUCAACGUCAUCAGUAAAGGGCUAAUCUACUCCACUCUCUCCCUGUUCUCCACCGUGAUAUUCCUGGUGGUGGCGACUCACGCUAACGGCUGGAAGCUGGACCGCAAGUUCGGUGCUGUGCUGAUGGUGUGGUAUCUGCUCUUCAUCACGCUGGCCAGCCUGUACGAGCUGAACAUCUUUGGGGACUACCACCCGCCGGACUGUGACUCGGCCUAUUAAAUACUCGUUAUCACGAGAAACUAUAACAGCUCCAUGUAACAGAACUUCCAACUGUUGUUUGUUACAUCAUUGCAGUUAUAAACCAUUUGCUUUAAAAAUAUGUUGACAGCUAUAUUUUGACAGUUGAUUAUUUAAAAAAUCUUAACUAAUUCUUAAUCUGUGUUAAUAAC